CAUGGCUACCUCAAGAAGCUAUAAGAGGCUUCUGUAUGCCUGGGAAGGCUGGCACAACGCCUCAGGGGUCCCACUCAGAUCCCUCUACUCUGAGUUUGUGGAGCUCAGCAACAAGGCAUCUCGGAUGGACGGCUUUAACGAUACAGGUGCAUACUGGCGGUCCUGGUACGAAUCUCCAACCUUUGAGCAAGACCUAGAGAAUCUGUUUAAACAGCUGGAACCUCUCUACCAAAACCUGCACGCCUUUGUCCGCCGAAAGCUCUAUAACUACUACGGUCCUAAAUACAUCAACCUCAAGGGUCCCAUCCCU
Sinocyclocheilus rhinocerous is the source of this 310-nucleotide messenger RNA. RefSeq names its product angiotensin-converting enzyme-like. Gene Ontology annotation, biological process: proteolysis. The annotation marks the transcript as partial. Gene Ontology annotation, cellular component: plasma membrane. The transcript is spliced from 2 exons. The record is from RefSeq and is a predicted model, not a curated record. Lineage: Eukaryota; Metazoa; Chordata; Actinopteri; Cypriniformes; Cyprinidae. Gene Ontology annotation, molecular function: peptidyl-dipeptidase activity; metallopeptidase activity.